This is a messenger RNA of Microsporum canis CBS 113480, 1515 nucleotides long. Its product is annotated as DNA primase large subunit. Gene Ontology annotation, biological process: DNA replication, synthesis of primer. The record is from RefSeq and is a predicted model, not a curated record. NCBI's taxonomy places the organism in Eukaryota, Fungi, Ascomycota, Eurotiomycetes, Onygenales, Arthrodermataceae. The transcript has 3 exons. Gene Ontology annotation, cellular component: alpha DNA polymerase:primase complex. The coding region runs from base 1 to 1515 and encodes 504 amino acids.
AUGAUGCAGUAUGAUAGAAAUCGAGUUGAUGCGAAGCGCCGGGCUGGGAUUGAUCAUAAAAAACGACAGUUUGCAUCUCCAGUCUAUAAGCAGCUUCAUUAUUCACAUCGCUUAAACUUCUAUGAAGUCCCCCCGACAGCUGAAAUCACCCUUGAACAAUUUGAACAAUGGGCCAUUGAUCGGCUUAGAGUUUUGUCUGAGCUUGAAGCAUGCUCCUAUCGAAACAAGUCCCCGGCGGAAACAGCUGCCCAUAUCGCCCCGCUGCUGAAGAAAUUCCUCCCGUUGAGCUCAAACACGUCCCUUGGUACCGGUAGUGACGAUGUUCUUCAAGUCGAGAGACAGAAGGAUCACUAUUCACAUUUUAUAUUACGGCUCGCUUUUGCUUCAACCGAUGAUUUAAGGCGGCGCUUCAUCCGUUUGGAGUCGAUGCUGUUUAAAUUCCGUUUCCAACAGGACGAUGCACGAGAACGGCGCGAAUUCGUCGAUAGUUUACACUUGAACUGGGAGACAGUGACUGAUGAGGAAAAGGCAGAACUGGGCGAAGCGUUAUUAGCAUCGACUCCCGGUGUCAGAUGGGUCGACGACGAGAGUUGGUUCAAGGUAGACUGGGAAGCCGUCCCAGAAUUAAUUGAGCGACGAAGUAUAUAUGUGAAGAAGGGAAAGGCAUAUGUGCCAUUGCGUGAGCAACUCAGCAUGAUACUCGCAGAAUUCACUGCCCGUCUAGAAAAGGCUAUGGAACUUACGAGCCGUGCGUUGCCUCGACUUGAUGAAGACGAUCGUCUAUCACCGAUUCUCACACAUUUAUCGAAAAACUUUGGAACUGCCGACUCUUCUUACUCUGAAGGAGAGGGCGCUGUUCCCGGAGCCCCAAUAAAUGCGGCCUCAAUUGACGUUCUUUCACAACAUUUCCCACUUUGCAUGCGGAAUCUACAUAUGCAACUUCGGAAAAACGCUCACUUGAAACAUUUUGGACGACUUCAAUAUACCCUUUUCCUCAAGGGCAUUGGUCUGACACUCGAUGACUGUUUGGUUUUUUGGAGGCGCUCGUUCCGAAACCUGACAGACGAUGAGUUCAAUUCAAGAUAUAAAUACAACGUUCGCCAUGCUUACGGAGAUGUUGGUGGUGAUAUCAACCGGAGAGGACGAGGAUAUCCACCGUAUUCCUGCCAAAAAAUCCUCACCGACAAUGCACCAGGCACUGGCCAGACUCACGGGUGUCCCUAUAGACAUUUUUCACCCGAUAACCUAAUUUCGCUGCUUGAAACGGUUGGCAUCACAGACGGAGAGACCCUUCGCGGCGUACGAGACGAUGUCAGCCGAACCCGUUAUCACAUUGCAUGCAAUCGAGUGUUUGAACAUGUUCAUAAGAAUGAACUAAAAAAAGUGCGUGAUGAAGGGAUAUGGAGUCAAACCGAUCUCGACACUAUCGUCCAUCCGAAUGUUUACUUCAAGCGUAGCUAUCUGCUGAAAAAUCUCAACAAUGCACCCAAGACAGAGGUUGAAAUGACAUCGUGA